This is a messenger RNA of Moneuplotes crassus, 839 nucleotides long. Lineage: Eukaryota; Ciliophora; Spirotrichea; Euplotida; Euplotidae. The record is from the annotation of a GenBank genome assembly.
AUUUUUUAGUGGGAAUAAAUGGAGAGAGAAAGACAGAAUCCUUUUGAAAGAAAGGAUGGAUUAGGGAAGGAUAAUAGGCCUUAUGUAGAGUCAGAGGUGGUUUAUAUGGAAAGAAGAGUAUUAGCGAGGGUUAAUAAGUCUGUCAUGCAGAAGUUUAGAAAAUUGAAGAUGAAUCAGGAUAUUAUUUUUUGUUUUGACCAUUCUAUUGAUGAGAGAGGUAUCAAAGACUCUUCGUUCUGUUAUCCUGUAGACUCGAGAGGAUGAUUAAAUCUGGUUUUGCUCUUUUGGUUUAAAAUUCCUAAAAAGCGAUUUAUGAAAUAAAUUAUAUCAGCAAUACUUUGGGAAGCUGAAAAAGAUUGAAUUGAAUGGAUUCAUUAGAAAUUGCUCUUAUGGUGUUAAUAUGAUUGAUUUUUAUAAAUUUAUAAAGAUUAGCUUGAAUGUGAGCAAACAGAUUACUAUUUUUGGUCAAGCUAUUUCUUUCAAAAACUUUGCUGCUCUACUAAUGACCAAUGGUCAAAUUGAGCAAUGGUCUUUCUACGACUGUGAAAUUAAAGGAAGCCCCAUAAAACUAAGCAAGGGGGCAUUAUCAGCUCCAAAACAUGAGACAAAAGUCAGGAUCUUCCAACUAUACUAUUUUAACCUCGCGUUAUAUAGCUUCCUUUAUGCUCCAGAUUACCUUGAAGAUAUACUAAGCUUUCUAGCACAGUGCCCGCAUACGAGAGAUUUGGAACUGAUCCCAUUUGAAGACUUCUAUUUUUCUUCUGAAGGAAAUACCCUGAAGGCUAAAUAUGGAGCUUAUAGUGGCAUUGAAUUAAGGCGAUAAGUGACUUUCAAAAUGG